ACUCCCAGUCUGAGUGUCUGCUUCACACGUCUGGAAGAAGUGCAAAGAUCCGCUGACGGAGAGAUCCGCGAGUGUGCUCAUUAUGUACCAGGGGCAUUUACAGGGGAAAGACUCUAGGGCUGCAGAUAAGACUGUUGCCAUGGUCCUGAAGGAGAUACCAAGUAAGGCGUCAUCAGAAGGGAAGCCCCUCCUCACAGUGACUACCAAGCUGGUGAGUGAGCAACAAGAGAGCCGCCCGCUUUUAAGUCCCUCCAUCGACGAUUUCCUCUGCGAGACCAAGUGUGAUGAGCUUUCCCGCCCAGUGACUUCCAACACAGCUGUUCUAUCUUCAACACUGGACUUGCUAGAUCUCAGUGAACCUGGAGAAAGGAGGAGGAGCAAGGACAAAAGGAGCCCUCUCUCUUCCCGGGGCAACAGCCAGAAGAACAACUCCCACAAGAAGAAGACGGAUGAGACAGAGCUGAUCCAGGUGGAAGUUGAACAGAUGGGACUAAGCAUGAGAACCGCAGAGAGGGCAUCACUAGAUUCAGUUAACAUAUGUUCAACAUUGGAUAAAUGGGAAGAGCUGAACCCCAACCCUGAGAGGAAUGGCAACAGAAAAUGGAAGUUGGAGAGACGGCGUUCUUCUAAAAAUUCCUCCAAUGAGUUGCUGUGGUCCAUAGACUGUAAAACCCAAAAAGAGCCAUUGAACAAGAACUCCUGGGAAGCAAAUACCAAAGUGGAGCCAGAUUCUGCUUUAUCAUCUCAACUCAACAGGCAGUAUAUUAGUAGAAGACAUGCCCGCCUAGGCAAGGAACAGCGGUGGGGUGGCAGUGCCCUCCUGUCCAGACAUCAGUCCCUGGAGGAGGAGUUUGAGCGUGCAAAGGCGGCAAUUGAGUCAGAUACCGAAUUCUGGGAUAAGAUGCAGGCGGAGUGGGAAGAGCUCGCUCGGCGGAACUGGCUGACUGAAAACGAGCAGGCAGAGAUUCCCUCCUCAGUCUCUCCACAUGAGAAGGGCUACUACUUCCACACAGAUAAUCCUUAUAAAGACUUGCCUAACGUAUUUGAAGAGGGACAAAAGAAGUCACGAGAGGGAGACUUGCAAAAUGCUGUGCUUUUGCUGGAAGGAGCUGUCUUGCAGGACCCUCAAGAUUCAGAGGCAUGGCAAGUUUUGGGGACAACGCAGGCGGAAAAUGAGAACGAGCAGGCAGCAAUCGUCUCCCUCCAGAGGUGUUUGGAACUCCACCCAAACAACCUCCCAGCCCUCAUGGCUCUGGCAGUGAGCCUGACCAACACCGGUAUGCGAAAUGAUGCCUGCGAGGCCCUGCUCCGCUGGCUGCGACACAAUCCAAAGUACAAGCACCUAAUGAAGGGCAAGGCCAUCCUGAUGGGAUCCCCGAACUCUCAACGCAGGAUAUCUACGGUUCCCAACGUGGGAAGAUACGAAAGUGCCCUGUUGCCCGAGGUGAAGGAGCUCUUCCUGGAAGCGGUUCAGCACAACUCUGACAGCAUCGACCCAGAUUUGCAGACCGGCCUCGGAGUGCUCUACAACCUCAGCAGCGAGUUUAACAAAGCCGUGGAGGCCUUUAAUACGGCCCUGUCAGUGCGGCCCGAGGACUACUUGUUGUGGAACCGCCUGGGGGCCACACUGGCGAACGGGGACCGGAGUAUAGAAGCAGUGGAGGCUUAUACGAGAGCCCUAGAGCUGCAACCGGGGUUCAUUAGGUCCCGCUACAACUUGGGCAUCAGCUGUAUUAACCUGGGGGCACACAGAGAGGCAGCCAGGAACUUCUUGACUGCCUUAAGCCUUCAGAGGAAGAGCCGGAGUCGCCAGCAGUCCCACCAGGUGAUGUCUGGAAACAUCUGGGCUGCGCUGAGGAUAGCUUUAUCCAUGAUGGACCAGCCCGAACUCUUCCAGGCUGCAAAUAUUGGUGACCUGGAUCUUCUCAUGCGAGCCUUCAACCUAGACGUUUGAGGAAUGGGAGAUAGUGACAAUAGCAUCUCAACUCUUACUUACCCUUCAAUUUCUACCCAACAGCCAAUAGCCCAAAGUGCACACAUCAGAAUGGAUUGGAUCUGAUGUUAGAGACAAUAGUGUGGUUUUUAUGCACGUCGAAAUUAUCUACAGUGGUCAAAGUUGUCGUAUUUCUUUCGUCCAAGUACUUGGAGCAGUUCUGAAUACAGUUUCCAGUUAAGUGCUUGAAGUAACUGCUUUGUGAUGGAUUUGCACUGCAAUUUGUGAUUUCCCUGAAGAGCACAAGGACGGACAAAGAUUGUACAAGCAACGCCUUAGAGAACACAUCAAUUAAAAAGGGACUCAUCCAGUGGAACAGAGCUGAGCCAGAGCAGACGGGAUGAGAAUCUCACACAGGAACACUCACAUGCUGUUUGCAGGGAACAUAUGAGGUUUUGAGACAGAAAUGAAAAGGUGUGUUAUCCAAUUACUUUCAAAGACUCAAGACUGUCUCGCCCCCUGAAGGAUGGAUUUAGUGAGCAAACGAUAAGGACUGCACCAUAUGACCUGGAGUUCCCCAUUCUGUUCCUGGCUUGUUUUCAUCCUCUUGCAAUGGAGAAUAACGAUACUGCAUGAAUAAGCAUUUUCAUAGAUGGA
This is a messenger RNA of Pseudoliparis swirei, 2590 nucleotides long. RefSeq names its product peroxisomal biogenesis factor 5-like a (gene pex5la). The record is from RefSeq and is a predicted model, not a curated record. Gene Ontology annotation, cellular component: cytosol; peroxisomal membrane. The transcript has 15 exons. Gene Ontology annotation, biological process: protein import into peroxisome matrix, docking. Gene Ontology annotation, molecular function: protein binding. NCBI's taxonomy places the organism in Eukaryota, Metazoa, Chordata, Actinopteri, Perciformes, Liparidae. The coding region runs from base 83 to 1954 and encodes 623 amino acids.